Molecule: messenger RNA, 3048 nt
Organism: Guillardia theta CCMP2712
Lineage: Eukaryota; Cryptophyceae; Pyrenomonadales; Geminigeraceae
Exons: 7
Coding region: 1-3048 (1015 amino acids)
Biological process (GO): calcium ion transmembrane transport
Molecular function (GO): ligand-gated calcium channel activity
Source: RefSeq, a predicted model, not a curated record
AUGAAGCACGGAAAGGAAGAUCUGAGAAGGAGGCUCAAGAAAGUACACUCGGUCAACUUUGGCCAGAACACUGAGGCAAACAUCGUCAGGACGAGUUUUGACGACACAGAAGUCAAUCAGACGUCGCUAAGACAAGAAGAUGAAGAGAAAGACGAUACAUCGACUGCACAGGAUACCCCAAGAGAUCGCAGAUCGUUUGAUAUGCUUCAUGACUUCGUGGUAGCUACUGGAGGAGGGGCUGGAAGUCUCAUUGGGAAACAACAGUGCUUUGCACUUGGGGUGAAGAAGAUCGAAAAGGGCAAAGCUGAAACCAAAGUUUCUUUCAGGUAUCGCAUUCCUUCUGGUUUCUGCGAAGGGAGGUUGCCAAAGCACGCAAAGGACUCGCAGAAAGACGAAUCGUUUACCUCGUUCAUAUCCCCGGGUGAAGGCUCUGACGUCGCCUUCGGAUGCAUCUCCUGGGAUGCUUCUGAGAAUCCUGCAUCCUACAUCAGAAUCCCUCGGUUGGUCACCCCCAUGUCAAGGGAAGGGAGGGGAGCAGCGGACGAGGCAAGGCUAGCAUCGCUGGUGGUUUUCUUCAUGGAAAAAGUCUGGCACUUGCGGCCGCCCAAGUUGCUCAUCUCCCUUAUCGGGUCCUCCCUGGACUUUGACAUGAACGUUGAGUCCCGUAACGUCUUCUUCAAGCACCUCGUCACGGUUGCCAAGAGCACUCGCGCCUGGAUCACGACCAUUGGGAUCGACGCUGGGGUAGCUAAGAUGAUCGGAGAAGCUAAGAGAGCUUGCGAAGCUGAUGUCCCUCUUAUCGGGUUCUGCCCCUGGGGGCUGAUAGAGGGACGGCAGGCGCUGUGGGACAAUCCCGCUGACUGCCGCGUCCUUCCUCACAUCGAGAAGUUGCCGGUGAACAACUUUGGGGAGCACGAGAAGAAGUUUGUGACAAUGAAGCCGAGGGGAGUGAACAGCGUCAGAAUGAAUCGAGAUCAUUCUCACUUCCUCCUCUACGACGACGGCUCAAUUGGGGAGUUUGGAGGAGAGACAAAGCUGAGAAUGGCAGUGGAAGCUUGUAUCCAGCAGGCGGACAGGGGUGACUUGAGCAAGAUCGGAAAGGAGCUUGCUGCAAGGGGGCUCGGAUGGCAGCAAGCAACUCUGUCUUCUGACGAGUCUGCACAUGCUGAGGAGGUCAACUCUGUGUGCGUCUGCGUGCAGGGAGGGCAGGGGACCGUAAAGAAGCUGUUGGAGUCUAUAAGAGCUCGUACUCCCGUCCUGCUUGUCAAGGGGUCGGGGAAGGUCGCAGAUCUGAUAGCAGACGCGUUUCACUACAAGAAACACACGCACAGGCCGAUCCCGGGGCAGCAGAGGAACUCUCUGGCGUCGGACGAAGAGUUUGGACGUGCUGGAUCUGUCGCAUCGACCUCGAGCAGUCAUGUUUCGUCGGCGUACGAAGUCUCAACCAUCAUGCAGAGACUGUUCAUCAAUGACCCUGACGACGAGUGGCUCCAGUCUGAUGUACAGAAAGCAUACGAUGUCGACUUCAAGGCUGACUUCGACGAGACCGUUCUCUCCAUCCUCGAGAUUGCCAGCUCCGAACUUUGCAAUGUAUAUGACGUCACUAACGAGGCUGCCAACAAGGAGCACCACGAGCUUGCAGGGGCGAUGCUGACGUGCGUUAUCAACAAGCAUCUUGACGAAGGGUCUUCAUGGACUGACCUGCUCUCACUCAUUGUCGCCUGGAGGCACGUCGGGACGCUGAAGCACGCGCUCCGCAAGCUGAGGACGAGGGAGAAGAAGACGGUGCUAGCGUUGGAGGAUGCGUUUCAUCAGGCGUUCCUCAGUGACGAGGCUGAGAUGUGCGAGCUCAUGCUGAGAUACCACAAGUGUUCUUCCAUCUACGAUCUCCGCAGGAGGGGGGAGGAGGACCUGGAUGUUGUCCUGCGGCAUGCCUGGAUGUUGAAGCAGCUCAACAGCGAGAGCGUUUGUCAUAAGUGGGCUAUCCUGUCGCUCAAGUCCUUCAGCCAGCUCGGCAGCAAGGGCAGGAGCGUCCCUGCUGUUGCCUACUGGAACGGCUUGCUGGCCGAAGCGCAGCAGAUGGGGGAGGACAAUGUGCGCUUGUUCGAGAAGGUGUUCAAGUACGUCAUGGGCGAGAACUGGUGGUACAAGGCGUCGCAUCUUGGACCAACAUUCGACCUGUUCCUCUGGUCGCUACUCAUGAUGCGGUUCGACCUCUCCAAGCUCUUCUGGUCCAAGUUGGAUGUUCCUGUGAGGGGAGCGCUGCUUGCCUCCACCUUCUACCGCAAGUGGAGCUCCUUGCCAGACGUCAAGCCGCAGGUUGCUGCCGACAUGCAGGCCUUGGCUUCCAUCUUCGAGCAGAUGGCCAUUGACGUCCAGCACAUCGCCGACUCCAUCGACAUCCGGCAGUCGCUCGAGAGCAUGGAGCGUCCCAGCAGACUGUGGAAGGGACAGAACGGAGUCGACCUGGCUAUCCUCGGCGAUAGCUCCUCCUUUCUCGAGUCCUGCUGUACUCAGGCCAUAGACUACAUGUGGAGUGGUGACCUGCACCCUUACAACCAGGCGCUUGGCCUCUACUCCUCAGUGUUCCUAUGUGUGCUUACCGGCGGCUUUCUUGCCCCAUCCUUCCUCAACUACCGCAGGCCUCCCGCUGCAGAAGCUCUCCGCUCCUCUGUGCAGAGGAUGAAGAUCCCCUUCGGGUACCGGUCGCAGAAGCAUGUGAGGGAGGGGUACAUGGACAGCGAGUUCCAGGAGAACGAGCGGCUGAUUUUCUUUCUGCACCAAGAGGCAGCGAAGAGGAUGAUCGAUUCGCGAGGAGGGCAAGGCUUCGAGCUAACAGAGGAAGACAUCAAUCACUUCAAGGACAUGACGGACUCGGAGGACAACCGCUUACUGAGUUUCUCUGACAAGUACUUCCUCUUCUUUCUCUCCCCCAUCACCAUCUUCUCGCUCGACGUCAUUCUUCAGCUCAGCAUCAACAUCAUGUUCUCCUUCUUCAUCUUCCAGGACGAAAAACGCGCAGGAACUCGAUCCUCGAGGUCUGUCUGA